Messenger RNA from Zeugodacus cucurbitae (melon fly), 1687 nucleotides. RefSeq names its product UDP-GlcNAc:betaGal beta-1,3-N-acetylglucosaminyltransferase-like protein 1. NCBI's taxonomy places the organism in Eukaryota, Metazoa, Arthropoda, Insecta, Diptera, Tephritidae. The transcript is spliced from 6 exons. The coding region runs from base 447 to 1637 and encodes 396 amino acids. The record is from RefSeq and is a predicted model, not a curated record.
CAACUUUCGACACAGCAACUGGUGGGCAAUAGUCUUCAGUUCACUUUAUUUUCACACUUGCCGGCAAGCACAUUGAAAGUUGAACAACACAAAAGACACGCCUAUCAAAUCAAAAACACAUUUUUAAUAACAUUUUUCAAUUAAACCGUAAACGAAGGUGAAAAUUGAUAAGAUUUGAAGAACAACGCACUUUGACAAAUUACAUUUAAACGCGGGAAUAAAUUCCACACAAUGCUUCACAAAUGUCAUCCACAACAGCGAAAGGAAGUGCGUGUUACCAGAUAAGGGAAAUCAAUUGCUAUGCUGUUGUGGCUAUUUAUAGACAUUAUUUGUAGGCUAUUCAGUCUGGCAGCGCCACAUAUGCAUUUUCAACUGGAUUUCUGCUCCAAUCAGAUUGUUGUGUUGCUGCCGGCAAUUGUAUUUUUUGUUGUACGUCAUCCCCAUCAAUGUGCGAGGAUACAGUGUCUAUAAUUGUCACUGUCCUCAAUGGCGAAAAGUGGGUUGACAAUUGUUUUCGGUCGAUACUCCGACAAUGCACAGCUGUGCAAUCGGUGCAUAUGCAACAGCAGCAACAACAAUCAAAACAAAUGCACAAGUGGGUGGACGGCAAUGAGUUGUUGUUGUUACCUGUGACGUCAGCCGGCGACGAAACAGAGGAAGUGGAAUGCAAGCGAAAGUUUCAAAUUGAGGUUUGUGUCUUUGAUGACUGCAGUACGGAUGGCACACAAGCAAUGUUGAGAGUUUGGCAACGCAAAUGUCGUAGACAACGGAUACGGAUGUUUAUAGUGCGAAAUGAAAGUGGAAAACCGAAAGGAGUGGGUUAUGGUCGUAAUCGUGCUAUAGAAGUGGCGCACGGUGCUUACUUGUGUUUUCAAGAUAUUGACGAUGAAAUGCUGCCAACGCGCAUACAACAGCAAUAUUUGUUGGCGCGCGCUAAUAAAGAUGCCCUCAUUGGUUGCAAGUUCGUGCGCACACCACCGAAUUCCACCUGCCGCUUCACACGUUGGGCAAAUGAACUGGAUGCUACAAAAUUGACGCUACAGAUAUACACGGCGAAUGGUCCAACAGUGAUUAUGCCCACUUGGCUGUGCCAUCGCCAAGUCUACCAACACAUACCGGGUGGUUUUAGCGAACACGGUUAUGGCACACCCGAAGAUCUCAUCUUCUUCUAUGCGCAUCUCGAUCGCGGUGGACGUGUGUUGCGCGUAGAUGAAUGCUUGCUACUCUAUCGUUAUCAUGCGGCGGCGACUACAUUCUCUAUUGUGGCCGAAACGAUUUGGCAAUUGCGUAUGCAACAUUUGCUUACGCAUGUUUUGUGUUGUGAACCCUGGCGCAGUGGUUUCACCAUAUGGAAUGCGGGUAAAAGGGGACGUAAGUUUUUUCGCGAUUUACCACAAGCGUACAAAUGCAAAGUGCGUGCCUUCUGUGACGUGGAUGAAAAGAAAAUAAACAAAUCUUACAAUCAUUACGAUGAAAAGGCGCAUCGUUUCACGUAUUUGGUGCCCAUUGUGCAUUUUACGCGUGCGCGUCCACCACUGCUUAUUUGCAUGAAAUUAGAUCUCACCAAUGGUGCUUUUGAGGCGAAUUUAAAUAGUUUAAAUUUGUGCGAAGGACAUGAUUACGUGCUAUUUACGUAAAUCGUUGUGGUGUGUGCAAACACAAAGUGCAUUAUUUUUGAUGUUGAAAC